Solanum tuberosum (potato) is the source of this 2812-nucleotide messenger RNA. RefSeq names its product 65-kDa microtubule-associated protein 3. The transcript is spliced from 13 exons. The record is from RefSeq and is a predicted model, not a curated record. Gene Ontology annotation, biological process: microtubule cytoskeleton organization. Bases 220 to 2487 code for a protein of 755 amino acids. NCBI's taxonomy places the organism in Eukaryota, Viridiplantae, Streptophyta, Magnoliopsida, Solanales, Solanaceae. Gene Ontology annotation, cellular component: spindle; cytoplasm. Gene Ontology annotation, molecular function: microtubule binding.
UAUAAAGAGGAGAUAAAGGCGCGCUCUUUGUGCAUACGUUUGCUUUACAAAACAAAAGCUAACGUUUUCUUUCCUUCCUUCUCUCACUCAAAUUCAACAACUCAAUUCUCCAUUUCACAUUAUCAUAACAAUAAUUUCACUUGGGUUUGCCGGAAAUUGAAGACAGUUUUGUCGUAAUUACGGCUGAUCAAGAUUCUAGUAAGGUGUUAAUGCUUCAACAUGAAUAACAGCCAAAGUGAGAAGCCUUUGCAUAUGGAAACAACUUGUGGCUCUCUUCUCUCUGAGAUGCAGAGAAUAUGGGAUGAGAUGGGAGAGCUAGAUAUCGAAAGGGAUAAGAUGCUUUUCGAGCUUCAACAAGAGUGUCUGGAGGCAUAUAGAAGAAAAGUGAAUCAGGCAAGUCGUUGCCGGGCUCAACUGCAGCAAACUAUCGCUGACUCUGAAGCAGAAAUUGCAAAGAUAUGUGCAGCACUAGGAGAACAAUCAUCAUAUGCUAGGCAGAGUUCCAGAAGUUUGAAGGAAGAGCUUGAGGCCAUUAAGCCUAAGUUAGAAGAGAUGAAGAGGAGAAAAGGAGAGAGGAAGAACCAGUUUGCGGCUGUUGUCAAUCAGAUACAGACUUUCUCGAAAGAGCUCUGUUUACACUUCCAAGAGAAUGCACAAAUGAGUGUAAUUGAUGAGAAUGAUUUGUCUGUCAAAAGAUUAGAAGAAAUGCAGAAUUAUUUGCUUGCUUUGCAAAAAGAGAAGAGUGACCGCCUGAAGCUGCUGGUUGACAACUUGACAACUAUCAAUUCGUUAUGUGUGGUGCUUGGGGUUGAUUACAAACAAACUAUUGCUGAGGUUGAUCCAACCUUAGAUGAUUCUCGUGUCUUGAAAAACAUAAGCAAAGAUAUGAUCUUUAAGCUUUCUGCUAUGAUCCACAGAUUGGAAGAGCUCAAGAAACAAAGAUUGCUUAGGCUUCAAGAUCUUGCAACUACCCUGAUUGAGCUGUGGAGCUUGAUGGAUACACCACUAGAGGAGCAACAGAAAUUUUAUGAUUUUACAAGGCACAUAGCAGCUUCAGAAAAUGAAAUAAAUGAGCCUAAUGUUUUGUCUGCCGACAGUCUUCAACAUGCAGAGGCAGAAGUGUCGAGAUUGCAGGCAAUGAAAUCAACAAAAAUGAAAGAGGUUCUUCUGAGAAAGAGGCUGGAGUUGGAGGAAAUCUGUAGGAAAGCACAUUUGGUUAUUGAAACACAAAAUUCAGUCGACUUUUCUGUUGAAGCUAUAGAAUCUGGCGCAAUUGAUCCUUCAUAUCUGCUUGAGCAAAUCGAGGUGCAGAUUUCCAAGGUUAAAGAGGAAACUUUUAGUAGGAGAGAGAUUCUUGAAAAGUUGGAGAAGUGGUUGGCUGCAUGUGAUGAGGAGUGUUGGUUGGAGGAAUACAACAGGGAUGAAAAUCGUUACCAUGGUGGAAAAGGUACACACCGUAAUUUGAAGCGAGCUGAGAAAGCUCGAGUUCUUUUCAACAAAAUCCCUGCUAUGGUGGAGACAUUGAGAUUGAGAGCUAGCGUUUGGCAGAAAGAAAGAGGACAUGAAUUCUUGUAUGAUGGUGUAGCCAUUCUUUAUAUGCUUGAGCAGUAUUGUGUUCUAAAGCAGGAGAGGGAGCUUGAGCGUCAGAGACUGAGGGACCAGAAGAAGCUUCAGGGACAGUUGAUGGUGGAGCAAGAAGCACUUUUUGGUUCAAUACCUAGUCCUUCAAAGAGUGCAAAGAAGAAUUUUAGACCAUCAAUGGGAGGUUUGACCAAUAAAAGACUAUCGCUUGGAGGAUCAAUGCUUCAAACCCCAUAUGCUGGUAAAGCUGCACCAUCCUCUCGACUGUCUAGUUUGUUGGAACAGCAAACUCCCCAAAGUGGCAGAAGAGAUAGUUUCUUGGCACCAAGAAAGCAUCAAGGAAGCCUCUAUCCCCCUUAUACACCUAGAGCUGAAUCAGUGCAGACAAGAAAGGCCCUUUUAAAUCCACCUAGAACUGAAUCAGCACAGAUAAGGAAGGGCCCGUUAAAUCCACCUAAACCUGCAACAACACAGACAAGGAAGCCUCUUUCUCCCUUAUCGUCAUUGUUAUCAUCAAAUGUGAGCACCAUCAAUAUUCAGAAUCAGACCCUAAAGAGCGGGAUGGUCCAGGAAGCACUGUAUUUGAACAAAACUCCAGUUAUGACUCCAACCAAGAUUACCUCUGCUGAACGAAGACUCGAGGAAACAGUGUCUUUGAACAAAACUCCAAUUAUGACUCCAACAAAGAUUGCCUCUGCUGUUGAAGGAAGUAUUACCCCAAAAACAUUGCCCAUUCCAAUGCCAGCAACUCCUUCCUCAGUUUCCACUGCCAUGCAGACUGCAAUGACCCCAGCCAGUCGUCAUGUUUCUGCGUGUGCUGAUAAUAUCGAGUACUCAUUCGAGGAGAGAAGAGCUGGUUACGUUCCAUUGUCACAUGCCAAGGUCAUUACCAAAUGCUUGAUUUAGCAGUACUACUAGUAUCAACUAGGUUCGACUCUUCCUCGAACCCUGCACAUAGUGGGAGCUUUGUGCAUUGAGCUGCGCUUUUUCUUUAGUCAGUUGUAUACAUGCAAGGUGUGAGAGAUGUGCUGUUUUAUUUGUUUUGAUGAUGUGGUGGUGUGAAUUGAACCAAUGUUCUCAGUAAGAGUCCUCCAACGCCAAAGAAUAUUGGGAUUUGCUUUUCCAACAGUCAAAGCUACUUUUGAGAGAAUCUUUUUUGCUGGCAAGUCUAUGUGAAUAUUGAAUUGCUUCAAUUGUUAGCUAAAAUAUGGAACUAUGAAACAUAUUCUAA